GUCAGAGGACAACUUUCGGGAGCUGGUUCCGCCAUGCGGGUCCUGGUCAAAUCAGCAGGAAGGACAGUUCCGGGGAGGGCCCUGCCCACGCCGGGUGCAUAAAGGCCCAGCCCAGCCGGCAGCCACCGCCCACCGGCAGCCAGAGCCGUCCGAUCCGCGCCACCAUGAGAGGCGCCCGCCUCUGCCUACUGCUCGUGGUGGGCACCUUACUGAGUCUGUCAAGAGCCAGAAGUCAGAUGGAUAGGGGCUGUGCCGAAUGGUGCCCUCACAAUUCAGAAUGUAUCGAUAGUGAAAGGUGUCGCUGCAAGGCAGGCUUCACGUCAUCAGUGAUAGUCAUUGAAGACCCCUCAGUGAGCUGUGAAGAUAUCAACGAAUGUGUACAGGUCAACUGUGGAUCAUACGCCAAGUGUGAGAACACAGAGGGGAGCUACUUCUGCAUCUGCAACCCGGGAUAUAAGCUUCUUUCUGGAGCAGAACGUUUCACUAACAAUAGUGAGAACACAUGUCAAGCAUCAGUGGACACUGGGAUGACACCUGUCCCCUCCCGGAUCCACACAGUUACUACUGCACCUGGAAGUCUCCCUGAGCAGCCGGCUACAGUGCACCCACGGGAACCGCCUGGAGACUCGGGAGAAAGGACACCCAAGGAUGUGGAUGAAUGUGCUUCCGGGCAAAACCUCUGCCACCAAUCCACCCAUUGCAUCAACAAAUUGGGCAACUAUUCUUGCAUCUGUCGCCAAGGCUGGAAACCUGUUCUUGGAUCCCCCAAUGGCCCAAUCGACACCAAGUGCGAAGAUGUGGAUGAGUGCAGCUCCGGGCAGCAUCGGUGCCACCGCUCCACCAUGUGCAUUAAUACUCUGGGCUCGUACAAGUGCCGCUGUCGCCCAGGUUGGAAGCCACUUUCUAAGCACGUCAAUAGGCCAAGGGACACCAAGUGCCAAGAAGCAGACUUCCCUACCUGGACGCUGCUGCCCACAGCCCAUAGCCAGAGUCUCUCUCGCUUUUCUGUUGAAGUUCAGAAUCUGCUUAGAGACUUCCAUCCAGCCACAGUCACCGACACCAUCCAGAAACUCAUUGAGGCUGUGGACAAGCUGGUGGAAGCCCCCAUGGAUAUGGACCACCUAGCCCGCCACCGAGUGGCCACCCAGCUGCUCUCCAACCUGGAACAAAGCCUUCGGACAUUGGCCCAGUUCUUACCCAAAGGCCCCUUUACCUACACGUCCCCUUCAAACACUGAACUGUCUCUGCUGAUCAAGGAGCAAGACAACAAAGAUGUUACCACAGUGUACCACAACCAAGGUUGGAUGAAGCUGGACUGGGCUGUGACAAGUGGAGCCAAAAGCUCAGAAAAUGGCUACUCCAUGGCAGGCAUCCUAUCCAGUCCAAACAUGCAGAAGCUGCUGGCCGAUGCCCCCGUGAGCCUGGACACGAGGUGGGAUACACUGGAGGAACGUUAUGGAAGCCCAGUUCUAAAUGUUACAUUUACACUCCAUUCGAACAUCAGUUCCAUCUUUCUGACCAACACGGACACUGAGAAGCUUGCCUCAAAUGUCACGUUCAGAUACUCGUAUUUGAAUGGCUCAAUUCCAUCACGUAAAGAGCUGCUAUGUGCCUUCUGGAAAGUCUCUGACGAUGGGAGUGGGAGCUGGGCCACUGACGGCUGCUCAAUGAAUGGCACUGGUUUCUGCCACUGCAACCACCUGACCAGUUUCGCCAUCCUAAUGGCCCAUUACCAGGUGCAGGACCCGAGGCUGGCCCUGAUCACCAAGGUGGGGCUGUCCAUCUCCCUCCUCUGCCUGCUGCUGUGUGUCCUGACCUUCCUGCUGGUGAAGCCCAUCCAGAGUUCUCGGACCAUGGUGCACCUGCACCUGUGCGUCUGCCUGUUCCUGGGCUCCGCCAUAUUCCUGGCAGGCAUCGAGAACGAAGGGGGUGAGGUGAGCCUGCGCUGCCGCCUGGUGGCGGUGAUGUUGCACUACUGCUUCCUGGCAGCCUUCUGCUGGAUGGCACUGGAGGGCGUAGAGCUCUACUUCCUUGUGGUGCGAGUGUUCCAGGGCCAAGGCCUGAAUACAUGGUGUCGCUGCCUGCUUGGCUACGGCGUGCCCCUCCUCAUCGUGGCCAUCUCAGCAGCUGUCAAAAGGGAGGGCUAUGGGCAUCCAACAUACUGCUGGCUGGACUACAGGAAGGAGGGCUUUCUCUGGAGUUUUGUGGGACCCAUGGCCUUCAUCAUUUUGUGUAAUGCUGCCAUUUUCGUGAUCACUCUCUGGAAGCUCACAAUGAAGUUUUCUGAGAUCAAUCCAAACAUGAAGAAGUUAAGGAAGGCGAGGGUGCUGACCAUCACAGCCAUUGCCCAACUUCUCGUGCUCGGUUGUACCUGGGGCUUCGGCCUGUUCCUCUUCAACCCCCACAGCCUAUGGCUUUCCUACAUCUUUACCCUGCUCAACUGCCUGCAGGGCCUUUUCCUGUAUGUCAUGCUCUGCCUGCUCAACAAGAAGGUGAGGGAAGAGUACUGUAAGUGGGCCUGCUUGGUUGCUGGGAACAAGUACUCGGAGUUCAACUCUUCCACAACAGGCACUGGCACCAGAGCUCUCAGGCCCUCAGAAUCAGGGAUGUGAAGGCAAGUUCCAGCCAGGACAGCAGCACAUACUCAAGGUCAUCACUCUUCUGCCUUGUGUCCCUUGUGUCUUCCUACGUUUGCUAGAGAAGGGAUAUAUACACCUGGCAGUGAGCCCUGUAACGGGCUCAUCCUGCUUCUGGUUGCCUCUUUGCCCCACCACAGCUGCUGCCUACCCAGAAACAGAAGGCAGCCAGCCCACUGCCCUGGUGGAUGAGGCAGGCAGUCCUAGGACAGAAGUAGAAGUCCCUUAAUCUGAGCUCUUUGGCAUGUAAGAGGCCAGGGUGCUGCGUUCAAAUUUCUUAACCUAAGACUAAUAGCAUGUCAGCCACUGAGGACCCUGCCUGCUGCUGAGCCGCACGGUACAGAGGCCCAGCUGCCCCACAUCCAGGGCAGAAGGGUCCCAAGUUAAAAGGUUGUUUUAUAAUUUUUUUUAAACCUGUAAGCCUUUCAAUGUUGACACACGAAAUUAAAUAUGAUACUGAUGUAAAA
Psammomys obesus (fat sand rat) is the source of this 3103-nucleotide messenger RNA. RefSeq names its product adhesion G protein-coupled receptor E5 (gene Adgre5). Gene Ontology annotation, biological process: adenylate cyclase-activating G protein-coupled receptor signaling pathway; cell surface receptor signaling pathway. Bases 165 to 2612 code for a protein of 815 amino acids. Gene Ontology annotation, molecular function: G protein-coupled receptor activity; calcium ion binding. Gene Ontology annotation, cellular component: membrane. The record is from RefSeq and is a predicted model, not a curated record. The transcript is spliced from 21 exons. Lineage: Eukaryota; Metazoa; Chordata; Mammalia; Rodentia; Muridae.